This is a messenger RNA of Pleurotus ostreatus (oyster mushroom), 1701 nucleotides long. RefSeq lists its product as uncharacterized. Gene Ontology annotation, biological process: L-arabinose metabolic process. The transcript is spliced from 18 exons. Gene Ontology annotation, molecular function: alpha-L-arabinofuranosidase activity. The record is from RefSeq and is a predicted model, not a curated record. NCBI's taxonomy places the organism in Eukaryota, Fungi, Basidiomycota, Agaricomycetes, Agaricales, Pleurotaceae. Bases 1 to 1701 code for a protein of 566 amino acids.
AUGCCAUUCCAAGCACUCUUUAGCGGGGACGGAGGCCUCUACGGCGAACUCCUCCAGAAUCGAGCCUUCCAGCAGGUAACACCAGGAACAUCUGGUGCGCUCAACGCAUGGAGCUCCAUCAACGGUGGUUCCAUAUCGAUUAUCAGCGAUGAUGUGCCAGUCUCUAACUCUCUGAGGAACUCUCUACGCUUCGACGUCCCAAACGGCCUUUCCGGUCCCGUUGGCUUUGCGAAUUCUGGCUUCUUCGGCAUCAAAGUUGAUUCUGCGUGGACGUACAAGGCUUCAUUCCACUUUCGCUUCCCGACUCGUUCCUCCUUUCGCGGAAACCUCGUCGUUGGUCUGCGCUCCUCAAGCGGUGAAGUCCUUGCGUCUGCUACUGUGCCUAUCAGUGGCGCUUCGACGAGCUGGCGUCAGGUCAAUGUCUCCCUCAGGCCUUCAUCAUCGGCAAGCUCCUUCUCCAACCAAUUAUUUGUUACGGUGGACGGCAAUGUUGCUCGUGGCCAAAAAAUCAACUUCGCAAUGUUCUCGCUCUUCCCUCCAACCUUCAAAAAUAGGCCGAAUGGGAUGCGCAUCGAUAUAGCUACUGCCCUUGCGGAGAUGAAACCUGGUGUUUUUCGCUUCCCCGGAGGUAAUAAUCUUGAGGUAUCACCCAACACGGUCCUCUUGAAUUCUGUUGUUAAGUCUCCUAUUUAUGCAGGGGCAAACUCCUGCCAGCCGAUGGCAGUGGAAUGCCACCCUUGGAAGCCUAUUGGAUCGACCAGCGGUUUGGGUCUACUCGAAUUCCUCACUUUCUGUGAGGACGUCGGAAUGGAGCCUAUUAUGGCAGUUUGGUCAGGCUUCGCACUCGGCGGCACCAGUAUCGCGCAGGACCAACUCCAACCCUUUAUCCAGCAAGCUAUGGAUCAAAUCAACUUCGUUAUUGGCGAUGCUCGCACCAACGCAGCAGCUGCACGCCGUGCCGCCUUGGGCCACCCGUCCCCCUUCAAAUUAAAUUUUGUUGAGAUUGGCAAUGAGGAUUUCUUCGCUGCCGAUACGUACACGUAUCGGUGGCCCGCUUUCGUAAAUCCCUUGAAGAGCGCGUUCCCUCACUUGAAGUUCAUCGCUACCUCCAACAUCAACGACCCCGUUCUUACACCAAAACCCCAAGUUUACGACCACCACGUGUACCAAACACCCAGUACGUCUCCCAUCCUCCUUCGCCCGUUUACCAACCAAUCAAACGUGUUAUUCAAAGCCUUCUUUGCCCAAAAUUCAUUCUUCUACGAUGAUAUGGCGCGCGACGGAACACAAUACUUCGAAGGAGAGUACGCUGCCAUCUCCACCAAUCCUAACGACAUCUUUGGUACGCCUGACGAUGGUCGACUUCCCUUCCCUACUAUGCAGGGUUCCACUGGCGAGGCCGCGUACAUGAUUGGCAUGGAGCGCAACAGUGAUAUCGUUUUUGCCGCUGCCUACGCACCACUUUUAGGUCACGUGUCUAACAGCCAAUGGACUCCAAAUCUCGUUGGAUUUGACUCCGGACAAGUUUUCAAGUCCACGAGCUACUACGUUCAACAGCUUUUCAGCCUUAAUAAAGGCACUGAAUAUCUACCGAGUACUUUGCCCUCCAGGAAUGGUACUGUUUUCUGGGGCGUCACUCGCGACCGGACCAACUUGAUCAUCAAGGCGAGCUCAGCCUCUAGCAUUGUCUCCUACCCCUAA